AUGAGUGACUCAAAGCAACAAGACACCGAAAACGUCUCUCCGCCUGAAUGGCCAGAAAACGGAGGUGACUGGAGCGGAGAGGAGGGGGUGGACACGGGAGGAUUACUCCAGGAGAUGGCAGAGGAGGAUGAAGACUUCGAUCUUUACAAUGAAGAGACUUUUGGCAUGGACAUGGAGGAAUCGGGAGGGGGUCCCACCAACUCUCUCCUCCAGUUCGAGCCGCCUCCAUCUCCUCCUCCCCCUGCACCGCCCGCCUCGCCUCCCCUGGCCUCCCGGUCGCCCUCUCCCCCCAGCCCCAGGCCCCAGCACCCCCCAGGCCUGCGGGGCAGAGGCUGGAGCCAGCUAGGGGGGAGAGGCUGGAGCCAGCCAGGGGGGAGAGGCUGGAGCCAGCCAGGGGGCAGAGGCUGGAGCCAGCCAGGGGGGAGAGGCCGGGUGCAGAUGUUUGAAGACCCGGCAGUGAUGAGAACAGUGGAGGGGCGGCCUAGCCUGAAGAGUCUGGACAGCGCCAUCCUGGACUGUGGGACCACAUCCCGCUGGGACGCUCUUGAUCCAGAUGCUUGGAUGUUACCAUCUUACAGGAGUCCCAGACGCACCCCAGGCCUGAUCCUACAGGACAACGCCAUUGUGUGUGUGAUCGACCGAGGCUUGCAGGCGCCCUACCUCCUCCCGUCCACCAGGGGCAGGAGAGGGAGUCCAAGGGGGCCGUUUGGCCUCAGGUGCCCUUCUCAGAUGUCUCCUAUGGCGCACGUCUCUCCCAUCAUCACCCGGCGGCCUUUGACCCCGCAGCAGUACUCCAACCAGACUGUAGACUUCCUGUCCUCGGCCAGCCGCCCCUGCCCCUCCACCCCCAAGAUGAUGCAGCUACGCUUCGGCGCCAACUCACCCAGACCCUCCCCCUUUUACAGCCCCUCGUCCAAUCCCCUGCAGCAAUUCAGGUUCCCAGGCCCAGUGACUCAGCUCCACCCACAACACAGGCGUCUGCUGAGCCAACGACAGCAGAGAUCUCAGAGGAAAGCAGAUGGCUGGGACCCCUACUGUCAUCUGAUGUCCCCAAAGGAGAAGGACUGGAUCAUCAGGCUGCAGAUGAUCCAGCUGCAGAGCGAGAACCCGCACCUGGACGACUACUACUACCAGGAGUAUUACCGGAGGAUGGAGGCCAAGCUGGCGGAGGAGGAGCUGGGGCUCCGGGGCAGCAAGAGAGACCCUCCCAAGCUGACCACGCCCUAUGUCACCAAGGCUGACUCCUACACGCCAGUGCUGCACAUCGAAGGCUCCUUGGGUCAAGUUGCCGUGUCGACGUGUUACUCACCUCGACGGGCCAUCAAUGCCGUCCAGGCCCACUGUCCCAGUGAGGAACACAAGGACGUCAGUCAGCAACGUCUGGAGGUCCUCAAGAAGAUCGAGAAGCUGUUUGUGGUCCUGCUGGAUGUAGAGGAGGCCCAGAGGCUGAAGAAUGUGGUGCUGGGGGAGGCUGAGGAGAGGAGGCUGGUGGAGAACACUCAGAGGAAGGUGGAGCAGCUCUAUUCCCAGCUGCAGCACCCUGACGCUCUGGAGGCGGGGGAAGAGUUCCUUCCUGUUCUCCUGGUCUCCAAGGGGAAGCGCCUUCUGGCUCGACUCCUCCCCUUCCUGUCCCAUGAUGCCGCUCUGCACGUCCUGCGCGAGGUGACGGCUCACCUGCCCGUCCUGAUGAGCAGGGACUCUGACGAGGCUCUGCCCGUGUUGUACCCAGCUCUCCGUUCUGUGAUUGGAGGGCUGACCUUCAGCCAGCUCAUCGGCGUGCUCAGAAACCUGACGUUGUCCUCUAGGAACAGCGAGAGCCUCACGCUAGCCUGUCAGAACAAGUUUGGGCUGUCACUGCUGUACGCGCUCCUCUCCCAGGGAGAGAGGCUGCUGUCCUCAGACCUUCCCCUGGAGCCCAGCAUCGGAGACUUUGAGACCUGGACAGACACGGUCUUCCAGGUGGCCUGGCAGCUAUCCCAGAGUGCCUUGGUGGAGCCUCUUCUUCUGCCCUCCAACCUGCUCACCCUUUUCUGCCGCUACCUGGACAAGCGCACCGUCCACCAGCUGAAGAGCAACAUGGAAUCUGCCACUGGUGUCAUGGCUCUCGCGUCCUAAGGAGGGCGCUCUUCUGACGUAGACGAG
Hypomesus transpacificus is the source of this 2142-nucleotide messenger RNA. RefSeq names its product PAT1 homolog 2 (gene patl2). The record is from RefSeq and is a predicted model, not a curated record. Lineage: Eukaryota; Metazoa; Chordata; Actinopteri; Osmeriformes; Osmeridae. Gene Ontology annotation, molecular function: RNA binding. Gene Ontology annotation, cellular component: P-body. Bases 1 to 2115 code for a protein of 704 amino acids. Gene Ontology annotation, biological process: deadenylation-dependent decapping of nuclear-transcribed mRNA; P-body assembly. The transcript has 19 exons.